CUACCUAGAUUCUUUCACACUUGCACUGUCGUGUCUUGUCUUGUGUCAUGGCAUUAACUGCCUCUGCUUCCUUUACUUCAAUCAGCACAACUCACCACAACUCUUUGAUCUUUGCAUCCAAACAACAGCUGCACGAGUUCAGAAUCCACAGGUUUCGAUGCAAUGGAACUAAUCCGAAUCAAGAGUCUCCACCCCAGAAUAAUGCACUUCUUAAACUUGCAUGGUAUAGUUCUGAGCUUCUUGGCAUUGCUGCCUCCGUUUUUCGUUCCCCAUCUAAAGAAGAAACUCUUCCUCAGAGGUUUCUUGAGACCAUUGAUCGUUCUUCGAUUGUGGAGACUAUCAAACAAGACUUCCAAAGAUCCUAUUUUGUCACAGGAGAUCUCACAGUAAAUGCUUAUGAAGAGAAUUGUGAAUUUGCUGAUCCAGCAGGCUCCUUUAAAGGGCUUCAGCGUUUCAAAAGGAACUGCACUAAUUUUGGAUCUCUUCUAGAGAAGUCAAACAUGAAGCUUAUGAAGUGGGAGGAUUUUGAGGAUAAAGGAAUUGGCCAUUGGAAAUUCAGCUGUAUCUUAUCUUUUCCUUGGAGGCCCAUUCUUUCUGGUUCAUUUCAAGCUUAUCUGACAACUGGAUACACAGAAUACUAUUUUGAUGCACAAUCUGGAAAAGUUUGCAGGCAUGUGGAGCACUGGAAUGUUCCGAAAAUGGCUUUGUUUAAGCAAAUUCUAAGGCCUAGCCGUGGAUUUGGCUUAAAAGAUUAUGUGAGUAGGUGGUUGAAAGCUGUGCAGAUGAAGCUUUAAAUUACAACAGUUUUGUGAUAGUAACUUCAAAAUUUUGGAUGCUCGAUGCAACCUGAUGAAAAUCUCCUGCUGAAAAUUCCUUGGGCAUCAAUUUGGAUAUUCCUUGCAAUAUUGGUAUGAAGAACUAAUUUUACAAGUUUUACAAGUGUAUGAUAGAAACAUAUGACCUGGUAGGAAUCGUAUGUAAAUAUUUGGUUUCAUGAAGGAUUAAAUGUAUGAAUAAUUGAAGCUUGAUUCUGGAAAUGUAUGGGCAAAAUUAAAGGUAAACAAAC
Messenger RNA from Abrus precatorius (Indian licorice), 1066 nucleotides. RefSeq lists its product as uncharacterized. Bases 48 to 794 code for a protein of 248 amino acids. The transcript has 5 exons. Lineage: Eukaryota; Viridiplantae; Streptophyta; Magnoliopsida; Fabales; Fabaceae. The record is from RefSeq and is a predicted model, not a curated record.